AUGAUUGACAACGGCGUAUACCCAGAAGGUUAUGAACACCCGGAUGGACAUACACAACCCGAACCGGCAAAUUUGGAUGCCGUCCAUGGCAGACUCUUGGCCCCGCGGGCAUCUCUCUCACCAUCACAAUUUACCGAUGAUGAUUUCCGAGCGUUUAAGCAAGAAAAUGCAAGGGCAUCAGGCGAGACAACGUCGCUGCAAAAGGUCUUUCCAUUCAUCGCUGGGAACGAAACGAACCAUCGUUUCGAAGCCGACACCCCCCUCAACAAUCUCGAGCCUAUUGAUAAAUGUCUCGGUGACCCUAAGCCAGAUAGGUACUACGGAGCGGCACCUUCAGCCAUCGAUACGAAAGUGCUUCACGAUUUAGCACCAUACAUCAUUCCCUCCACCAACACAAGCCGUCCAGCAGCUCCUAACUUCUUUCUCGAGGCGAAAAGCCCGAGUGGAUUACCAUUUGUGGCCAAAAACCAGGCGCUAUAUAAUGGCGUUGUCGGAGCACGCGCCAUGCACAAGCUCCAGAAUUACGGUGCUAAUGAGGCGACCGUUGUGUACGACAACAACGCGUAUAGCUUUUCCACUACUUAUCAGGCUGGCCCAGGCUUGCUAGUGAUCUACGCAACGCAUCCGACCCAGUCUGCAGUUCCUGGACGAACCGAGUAUCAUAUGACUCAAGUCAAGGCAUAUGCAUUGACGAGCGAUAGAGAGACGUUCGUUCAGGGGGUUACUUCCUAUCGUAACAUUCGAGAUCUGGCGAAGGAGAAUCGAGAUGCCUUUAUCGAUCACGCAAAUCAGAUGGCUCGACGCGCACCUGCCGAUAGCCCUUCCACUGCCUUCACGAAUAGUACAUCUUCAUCUGCAUUGCAGGAGGAGCACUCCGAAACUUCAGCGGAUGAGCUUGCUCUCCAGCAAACGGUUGUCAAACGUCCUAGACGUGCUCAUGAACGGUAG
Molecule: messenger RNA, 948 nt
Organism: Capronia epimyces CBS 606.96
Lineage: Eukaryota; Fungi; Ascomycota; Eurotiomycetes; Chaetothyriales; Herpotrichiellaceae
Exons: 1
Coding region: 1-948 (315 amino acids)
Source: RefSeq, a predicted model, not a curated record